UCCUGACUUGUGAUCGGUUAACACAAUGAAACAGUGACCAUUACUCCAACAGAAAGAGAUUCACUGGAAGAGAAAGCUCUAGUGGUAUUAUGAAGAGUGUGAACCCUUUGUCCUCAAAGAAGAAUACCAGGGAGGAUGAGCAUGCUAGACUAAGAUCAACUGGCUCUCAACAUGAAUCAAUUAGAUCAAAACUUAAAAAUAUGGGUCCUAUAUGUAAGUCCAGAAAGGAGUCUGCUGCUGCUUUUCUCCAAUCAUCAAUAGAAGAAGAGAUUGAUCUUGAUAUGCAGUUUGGCGAGGAAAAAUGUUCUGAUGAUAGCACGUAUACGUGGUUGUCAUCAGAUUGCACAACCUUUUCAUCGUUUUUUGAAGAAUACAGACUGUCUAGUUCAUUUAAUCCUUCUAGUGAUGAGUUUUUAGGUUCAAGGUUGUCAUUGUUGGCCAAUUUAGGUAAUGAAUUAACUCCCUUUAACGAGUCUGCGAGAAAGCCUAUGGAAGAGGCAUCUUCAGCUCUUGAGAAUAUCAUUCCAGACGCAGAGAAGACUUUUCAGAACGAUUUGAAUGAAGCAAAUGUAGUUACAUGGCUAUUGAGCUCAACGGCAAGUGAUGCAAAUGCAAAUGAGUCCACUGUGAGACACUCUGAGAAUGCCGAGUGUCAGUCCUGUGAGAACUCCAAAAGUUGUGACAACCCUUCAAGUCCUUUUGGCACCAAGCCUGAUUCUUCUUCUCAAAUUUCUGAUUUGGAAAAAACAAGUUACUCAGACUCUUUGAUGAAUCUUGAUGGUGAAGAUUCGAAUUUGAUUUCAGAUAAUAAUCUGGAGUUGGAUUACUUCCCAUCUGGUUUUCCUAGCCCGUCGUUUAAGAACAGUUGGUGUUCUGAAGUUCCAUCAUCUAGUUCUAGUGUUUCUUCGUUCACUGACUUAGGAUAUCAAAAAUCAGCAUAUAGUACUUCAUCUGAGCAUGUUUCAGAAGCUAUUUCAGAAGAUUUCAAUGCUGAUGAACCACUUUUCUGGCCAUACAAAUGCAAAUUUGAUUGGAGUUCUGGGGAAUCUUGGAAAUGGUUUUGCACAUCACCUCGAAAGGAUAUACUAACUCCUUCCAACUCUGUUAUUGUAAAAUUCCCAAGGAAAAGAGUGGCACCCAAAGAAGGGUGUAGGAAAAGGCUUGUGUUCAGCUCAGGAUCAACACCUUCAAGGAGUAUGGAGUUGAAGCAAGAAGACAACAACAAAGAUGUCCACAGGAUCAAUACUGUACCCUCAAGGUUGAGCAAGUCAACAAAAAGAUCAGCGAAAAUUGUGCCCUUAGAAAUGAAAGAUGACAUUAUAGAACCAAAAGAUAGGAAACUGCCUAUUCAGAAAUUCGUUGGUGAAGAUAAUAAUUUCUCAAAAGAAGAUUUUGCAUCGAAGGAUAAGCUUUCAAUGGGAAAAGAAGAUUUUGCAUUGGAUGAAGAACUUCCAAUUGAGACAUUGUUGGGCCUCGAUGAAUUUGACGGGCAUGAGGGAGUUGAUUCUGGAUUUGAUGGAAAUGUUUUCUCACUGGAUGAGUUGCUAUGUUAAUUCGAGCACAAUUUUGUUCUGAUAGAGAUAGAGGACCCGACCAAAUCCUAAUCUACUUUUUAGAAGAUGUGUUCCAUUUCAGCCUACUAAUUUUACUGCAGACAUUUACUUUUUUUUCUAGUAGGUUUCAUAGUGUUAGCCAGAUAUACAAAUAUGAUAUAGGAAGAUAUGCAAUUUCUGUUACUUGAAAGGAGUCUCAUAAAUGUUUCAGCAAUUUAGACAUGCUUGGUGCAUGCUUUCAAAAUUGUGAAUUUGAGAUCAGUUUUUUUAUUCUGAUUGCAGUUAGUCCAA
This is a messenger RNA of Quercus robur (English oak), 1844 nucleotides long. RefSeq lists its product as uncharacterized. The transcript has a single exon. The coding region runs from base 90 to 1553 and encodes 487 amino acids. NCBI's taxonomy places the organism in Eukaryota, Viridiplantae, Streptophyta, Magnoliopsida, Fagales, Fagaceae. The record is from RefSeq and is a predicted model, not a curated record.